Molecule: messenger RNA, 5432 nt
Organism: Zea mays
Lineage: Eukaryota; Viridiplantae; Streptophyta; Magnoliopsida; Poales; Poaceae
Exons: 8
Coding region: 4777-5265 (162 amino acids)
Source: RefSeq, a predicted model, not a curated record
AUCGCGCGCUCGCCUCCCUCCCCGCGCCCGCAGUCCCCGCCGCAAUCCCCGCGUCCGCGCCCGCAGUCCCCGCCGCCGAGCAGUCCCGCCGCGCCCCCUCUCCCUGCAAACCCCGCCACGACGCAGCAACUGAUCCACCAUCGACGCGCGCGCCGCGCGCCCCGACGCGGAACGCUGGAUCCCGCGCAGCAGAAGGCGGCCAACCAGUCGCCGUCGCCCCCGGCCCCCACCCCGCCUGCUGCAGCAAGCGGCGUCCGCUACCGCAUGCCCUCGUCCCCGGACCUCCUCCUCCCCGCCGACGCUACCAAGAUGCGCCGCUACUCCGCGCUGCCCAACGGCGGCCGCCAGGAGACGUUGGCCGACCGCGUGCACCGCUACCAGGGCGUCAUGCUCGUCAUCCUCGCCUCGCUCGCGCUCGUCUCUCUCGUCCUCCUCCUCAUGCCACGCUCACCCGCUGGCACCAUGGGCGGCGCCCGGGGCAGACAGGUACGCACUCCCCCGCCCGGUGACCCGUUGCCGGACUUGGAGUCACGCUGCCUAGACUCGCCGCUGGGUGGAUUCGUCGCGUUGGAGGUCGGAUUGUGACCACGCCGUCCAGUUAGGAUGUCGUCGUCUCCAGAUCCAGGGGAUGGGGUUGCUCGGCAUGGCGGCCAAGGGCCCCUCGCCCACGCGUCGCCUCCUAUCGCAGCCGCACUUGGCCAUCUCCUCGCUGGUGGCCUCCGUGGCUCUGAUCCACUGCUUCCUCAACACCCGGAGAUGGUUGACGUCGCCUUCGCCGUCUCCUCGCCAGUGGCCUCCACCAGCCCCGCAGUCCAAGACAAAGCCGCGACAUGAGUCAACCCAAGUCCGGUCGCACCUACACCGAUGACCGUACCCAACGUGAGUCAAGCCAAGUCCAUUCCCCUCCCUUGCUUCCUCAACUUGUUGUCUUGUGGUCUGAAGUUUGUCUCGGAGAAGGUGAUGCCAUCAUCAUCAGUUGUGAUUAUGAAUUAUAUUCUACUGAUAGGUAUUCAAUCUCUCUAUUCGGCAACACCUUAAAAAGUGGAUUGCAGGCUUAGAUAAUUUUUGGAACACAACAUUGCUCCAAAAAAGUUUUUCUGAAGAAAAGGUAUCAAUCUGCAGUUUGGUAAGUGAGUCUGAAUCUGCAGCACCAAGGACUUCAAUAAUUAGUUUGAACCUGCACUUACAGUUCUAUGGGUCUUCUCAAUUCUUAAUAAUAUUAUAUUUUUAAUGAAUAAUUGAAUAUAUAUUGAGUCUGUGUCAUAGAUUCAGUCGCCUUAACACCCUUUGUUGUUUUCCCACUUAAGUUAGUUAAUGAGAUGAAUGGAUGGAAAUUACGUAGUGAAUGUAUGAUAAGUCCAGGCUACAUGUUAAAAGACACACUUGGCUACUUGAGCUCUGUAUUUCCAUGAAGAAAUCUUAUUGACGGGUGCUUUCAUCUGCUAUUUGGAUCCGUUGCUGAUGGAUCUUACAAAGAAGAAGUUGAGCUUUAAGAGGAACGUGGUGUCAUUGUCAUCUGAGCUCAAGGGUGUGAGGAGCAAGCUUGCUUCCUAGGAGCAGUUGUUUGUAAGGGAAUCUCAAACUAGAAAGCUUGCGGAGACAAAAACAAGGAGCAUGGAAGAGGAAGUAAUCAAGCUGCAGAAAUGCUUAUAGGACAAGGAUGAACAACUGCAUUCAUUCACAAGUAGCACAGAACAGUACCAUCAUGAGUUGGAUGAUCUUAGAACACAUCUGUCAUUUACUCAAGCUACAGGAGAAGCAGGAACCCAACUGAACCUUCAACUUGCUUGUUCUGGGAGAUCUGUGAGCAAGCGAGUUGUCCUAUAACAGUUGGCUCCUCACAAUGGGUAUUCGACAUGAGCCCCAUCCCUGCCACAGACUUGGGAAAGGCACAGUGAUUUUUAUGGUGACAUGAAGACAUUCCUCUUCAAAUUAUAUCUUUAAGCAACCAAUUUUCGCCCUACUGGUGCAAACAAGAAUUUGCAAUGGGUAUGUUUUGCCCUGUAUGACAUAUCUCCUUAUUUUAUUUUCUUCCUUGUUUGUGUUACUACUAAUCAUCUCUAGAAUAUAAAGGGUAGUUUACAUCAUUAGAUUGCUUAUGUUUAUCGAUGACUGGAUAUUAAAUGUAUUACCCAUCCAACAUACAUCCAGUUUCCUUAAAUGUAUAUCGCCAACACUCUUAAUUCAUGUAAGCAUAGAUUCUAGAGAAUAUAGAUAGGAAAGACGUAUGCAAAAAAUAUUCCAGUUGCUACAUGCUUUACUUUUUGUGGACCUGGAAGGCAUGUCUUUGUAUAAAGUUGAAGUACCUUGAAGUGCUGCUAACUGGAAAGCUUCAGAGACCUUAUUUUCUUCACAGCAUCCAAGACAGGGUCAGUACACUCUUAAGUCUUAGAAUAACUGCAGUUGGUGAAGGAAUCAAACCAAGACCAACAUGGCCAUAGAAAGAGACCUCCCAACCAAAGUGAGGUUUGGUCUUGUACAUUCCAACGCUAAUGACAAGUAUGAAUACGGGAUUUCCAUACUGAGCUAGACAAAAUGGUCACUUGUUCUUUAUUGUGUUCUUGGAGAAUGGCAGCAGUAGUGGUGGAACGCCUGACAAUCAUGGUCAACAAUAUUGGUCGAUUCUCUUUUGGCAUAUUGUUCUGGUGGAUCAUACAGUAUGUUCAAGGAAGAAACAGGCAUGCUGAUUUCAUUGACUGAUGGGUGGUGCUAGCUGGUGACCAUUUAUGAUCAGUGCCAAGCGUGCCUUGCUGGACUUGACUAUUAUUUUAUGUCUGCUUAUUGGGUUUUUUUGGGAGGGGGGUUGGGGGGGUCUUUCAUGCUUGUUAUUAUUUACUUGUGCUUCAGUCAUAAGAUUUGGAUUUGUAGUCAUUCCUUCUACCUGUAAAGAUGCCAGUAUUUUUGUUUAGCCAUGUGUUUUGCAAGCUGCUCAUAACAUGGAAUGGUUUUACAUUCUAGGAUUUCUAUUGCUUGCAGAUAGGUUACUGGCUGCACUUGUUUGUGAAUACUUGGAGUGACCACAACUAAGUCACACAAUGAAACUUUACUUUCCAGAGUGUAACCUGGUAACUGGUGACCAUUCAUAAUAUUUCAUUUUUACAUUUUGGAUAUCUAUAUCCAUUCAUAUGUUUCCCUAUUUUAUUUGUAAAUCAGCCGGACUUCUAAUAGAAUGAACUGAAAGACUUCUCUAACAAAAGUGGAGCUGAGGGGAGCAAGAGUGCUAAAAGUGGUCCAAUGUUUUUAGAUGUUCUCGAAUGUUAUCUGAAAUAUGAGGUUUAUCUCUUGCUUGAUCAACAAUAGAAGCAAAAAAUCAUCCUUUUGUUUAUUUAUGUUUCCCAAUAUAAAGGAAAAAGGGGAAAUAUUUUGGUGCAGUGUGCCCAAUUCUUUUGUCCCUAGAAAACUGUGUAGCCGCCUAUAACAGGCGCUAUAGUCAGUUUUAGCUAUUUUAGACACCACUACUAUUUGUACACACAUUUCUAUUAUCCUAUUUUAGCCUGCUAUAUCCAUGUAUGAGCCUUAUGGGAACUCUGCAACUACUAUGGAUCCUCUUAUACAUUAUGUUCGACAUGCAGACAAGGUAUUAUAUUGAGUUGGACCAAUAAUCCUUCAUAUUUAUUGAUGUGAAUUAUGUUGUACUGGUGUCCUGUCCUUUUGUUUGUGCUUUAUAAUUUGUAAUUCCUAGCUGCUGAUAUGGUAUGAUGGAUGGGAGGUGGCUGAAAUCGUUCGGAUAAGUGUCAAUUUGUUGUUUUCUAUUUUUAUGAAUGGUUUUCUAUUUCAGCUGAUGAACCUUUUAUAGUUCUUUUAUUAUAUACUGCCACUGAUUGCUAAUAGGGUGCAUGUCUCCUAUUUCUAGGUAUGGUGCAUAAAAAAGUAGGAACCACAAUGAGAUUGUGAUGCUGCACAUGGCACAUCAAGGUGCGCAAGAUAUGUACCAUAGAAAUUAUCGUAAAGUGCACACAGCUGUAUGUAUAGAUGUUUAGAAGUGACCGAAGUUAGGCUUGCUCAACCGGGGCAAUGAUUUACUUAGCCUGCUGAAAUGUACUAUAGGUAGCAUUCAAGUUUGUGACCAUCAUGCAAGUACAUGUGGGUUUGUUGAAAUUGUGUGGUCAUCGGAGAUGUAGCAAAAUGUUCCCUAUCGAGAGCUCGUGUACUAUAUUUGUUUUAUGAACUUAAUUUUGUUGAUGUAGGACUAUUACAAAGUUCUAGAGACAACUUAAUUUUUAUUACAACAUAAUAUGUGGUCAUACAUAUGUUAAUGUUGCAAUAUUUUUUCCGUUGCAACGCACGGGUAUUUACCUAGUACUUGUCAUAUGUAUUUAUUUUUGACAGAGAUGAUGUCAUGUUCAUCCAUCCAAUGCAGUCACCCGUGAAAUCUGCUAAUGCCGCUAGCUGCAUCCUUCACAUGUGUUUGUCCCAACUCAGGUUCCCUGCCCCCUGACAAAUUGUUCUGCUGUCUCCAAAGAUUCAGUCUUGGUCCCCAUGCCGUGCAGAAGGCUGCCCAAAAAUGUUUCCUGUUUCCUAGUUCAAAGCUUGUCCAGAUUGACUACAAAAUACUAGUUAGGUUUCGAGUGUUUAAACAGCACAGCUGCAGUACUGCCAGCCAGCCGAACAGGAAAGCGGUGCACACUGACUCCGAAUCAUAAUAGCACGGCUCCAAAUGUUGGUAGCAGUUCAGCCUGCCUGCCCAACAGUGUAUACGGCUGCUCCUCGUAGAUACUAGUACUUGGUGAUCCGUUUCACAUCGCCAUGGUCUGCUCUUAGCUGAGCUGUCCAUCCAUGACUUGCUCUUGCUCUCAACCAUUUGCGCAGUGUAGCUUUCCCCCCCCCUGUUUCCGCCGGUGCGAGAUUUCAGAUGACGAAGAAGAGUUGCUGUGGGACACGGACAACUGCUUGCGCUGCCCACCAGGACCAACCCAAGAUCAGGGGAGGGGAGUAUCUGGCCACGCAACGAAACGUAGACAGAGCAGCAGUCCAGGCCCAAACGCUCCUCCGAAGAAGCCGACAUGGAAGAGGUUUCUGUCCAUGUUUCAGAACAAGGUGAAGCACAAACCCAGCAGCCUGAAGCAGAAGCGGCCCAGCAGCGCAAUGCUGCAAGAGUGCGCCAGUCUGGUCCGCGUGGUCCGGCGCACGGCGGCAGAGUGCUUUGCGCCUGCGGUUGCUGGCGGGGACGAAGUCGACGAACUGCCCUGUUAUUACAUGCAGCUUGACCAGGUGAGCUACGGGGUCAGACGGGAGGCCUACGGUCCCAUCUACCUGGUCACGUAGACGACUGGGACUGAAGUAUCUGUUCCAUUUCAUGUGCUGUUGUCUUGUCUCGGUUGCCUGUCCGUGUUCGUCAUGGCAAUCUUCUUGGUUGCCGGACAAUAUCAUAUAUCUUCAGAAAUGCUGCUACCAUGCGUGUGCAAUAAAGUGAUCUUCUGACUGAACUGAAA